Messenger RNA from Brassica rapa (field mustard), 3917 nucleotides. Its product is annotated as pectinesterase inhibitor 1-like. Gene Ontology annotation, molecular function: pectinesterase inhibitor activity. Lineage: Eukaryota; Viridiplantae; Streptophyta; Magnoliopsida; Brassicales; Brassicaceae. The record is from RefSeq and is a predicted model, not a curated record. Gene Ontology annotation, biological process: negative regulation of catalytic activity.
UAUUGAAAAGACCUACGUCUUGAGCUAUCUGAGUCAUAACAUCCGUAAAACAUGAAGCUAACUCUUCUUUUGACGGAUUGUCCAAAAAAUUUAGCCUCUUUAACAAUGAUCUUCAGAUAGAGUCGUCGGCUUUUGGGCACUUGUGCCAUCGUCUUUUAAUUGAAAUGUCAAGUGAAAUCCUCCAAAUUGAUACAAUUUAUACCUAAACCUCUUCAAAAGGCACAUAAAGGAUCUUUGAUGGAGAAGAAUGGUCUUGGAGCUCUUAACGAGAAAAAGAAGACUAGGUCUUCCACUGCUUUCACUUCCUUGGAUAAUCCCCUUCCACUGCAAUUGUCUCCUUCGAUUGGAGAGCUUGUGAUGUUCAGAUUGAUCGAAGAGCUUCCAUCAGAGAGCUUGUGAUGGCUAGCCUCUGUGUCCUGCAUCUCUGUCUCGGAAUCAAAAUUCGCAAGCAAACUGAGGAGAAUCGAAGAGAAAUCGGUGUAUAACACGGCAUAUACAAUGCUUAUCGGGAAACAAAAUAGAGAUAAUCAAAACAAAAUUGGUCAAUGAUAUGCCAAGUAAAAGCUUGCCGUGAAGACCUCGGUCGCAAAUAAAUACUGAGCUAGUUCCAUGGACUUUGCAGAUUUCAUUCCCUUUGAUUGCGGAAAAAAAUGGAAGAGUCGAUGGGAAUACGACGAAGAGAAAAAGCGUAGGAUCCAAGUUUAUGAUUAUUUCUUUUGUUUAAAUUAAAUUUAUGAAAAAAUAUAUUUUUAAUUUUUAUAUGGGUGGGUAACCUAAGUAAGAAGUCGUUGGGUUAGUAAUAAUGAAAAUUCAUUAAGGGUUCUAAAGUCUUUACCCACCUUGGACCCAUGUUUUCUAUUUAAAAAUAUAUAAAUAAUAAGUAAUAUUUUAAUAAGGGGAGAAAAAAGAUUUUUUUCAAGAGAGAGAGAGAUAUUUCGAAUUAAUCUCCACAAGUAACACAUAUCAAAAAUAGUUUUAAAUAGGUUUCUAAUAAAUCAGUAAAUCAGAUACUUUUUUUCUUCUGUUUCCACUUUUUUUUUUAUAAUUUAAACUAGGAUAAGGCUUGUGCCUUGCACUGCAGGAUGAAUUAUUUAUUAAAAGACGUAUGUUUUCAUAUUGCAUAAUCUGAUUAUUUCUGAAUACAUGUGUUUUUGUGGUCAAAAUAUAUUUGGUAUUGAUGUUUUUUUUAAUAUAGAGUAAUUAACUAAUUAUAAAUAUUUGAUACACAUAGAAAAAGUAUAGAAGCCCAAAUCAAACAAUUUAAAUGUGAUAUCAUUGAUACUCUCCUAUAAUCAUAAAUUAAGAGCUGUUAAGAAAUUUGAUGGUAUUUAUAAGGGAAAAUUCAACAGUAUAUAUAUAGUAGACAUAAGUAGGUUUUCGGAUUGUUUGAAAAUUUAAAAUAAUUAGUAUUAAUUACCUAGAAAUCAUAUUUUAGCGUGAUACAUUGAGUCAAUAUUUAUGUAAAUUUUCAAUAACUACCAUAAACAUAUUUGGAAAGUUUUUUUCAAUGGUCGGAAUUAUAGACUUGGUGACAAAGUAUAUUUUUAUCUUAAAUUAAACUUGCUAUAUAGAGCUUCUUCAAAAAAAUUAUCAAGCUUAAAAAUUUGGUGGAAGCAUUAACUUGGUGAAAAAGUUUCUUAUUUAUUUAAACAUCCUGGUAUAAGAACAAUUAAUUUAAAUUUACCAAAAGAGUUUGAUUCUAAAAUUGUUUAUCACAAAAAUUUGGUUCAAAUUUUAGGAUUAUUGUCUAACGUUAAUAAUACCAGCCGUGUACGAUCUCUUUCGGCUUAAUUAAUUAAAAAGAACAUUUAAGCGACCUUAAUUAUAGAUAGUUCAAAAUAAGUAGUUGUUUUCUAAUUAUAUAGCUUACAAAACUUGAGUAUAUAUUAGAAAUUGAUUCUUGAUAAUAUGAUAGACUAUGUCUCUUCUGAGUAUAUAUUGUGUCUCUUCGAAGCAUAUAAUAGUCUGCAGCAACACAGAAUAACAAUUACACAAAUGAAUUAGAGAUUCUCACAUCAACAAAGUUUUGGACCUACUAACAAUGAACAUUUGAAAUACAAUUUUGGUUACCGCUCAUUUGUGAAUUAUUGUUUUUUUUUUUGUUAUGAAAAUUACAAUUUUGUUAAACUCCAAGGUUGUGAAAUGUUGCGGACAAUGUACUGACGACGAAACAAAACUUUCAAUUGUGUUGCUUUGCUUUCUUCUCGAUAAUAGUGUUAUCCGGUGUUGCUCUGUCUUUAAUUUUUUUAAUUCAUUAUACGCUUUGUUAAUUUGUGCUAUUUUUCUAUAUGGUUUAGGUGAACAAAAUAAUAAACAAACGUCAAGAAUUUUAUAUUUAACAGUUAGCAAACGCUCAAGUGGUUAUUAUAAUACCAUAAAUAAAAUAGUUUAAAUAUUUACUAAGUGGUUACACAGAGUACUAAGUUAAUAAUCAUAUCGCCGAGUAUUAAGUUUAUUAUAUGCAUUUAUGUUUGUGUUAGUAUUAGUUUUCCUAGCAAUUGAAUUUUGAACUUAUUAAUUUUUUAAUUGAUUCUUAUGCUGUCACAUAAGCCAAAUUGAUAUCUUAAUUAAAUAAUACUUAAACAAAUAUUUUUUUAAUUAAUACAAAUUUAAAAUUAUACUUUUUUAAAUAAUUCUCUAUUAAUAUAUCGGAGAUUCUGACACAAAAUCCUAUAAGAGCCUGUUGUUGGAGGUGGCCUUAUGCAUAGCUAUUUACUAUAUUUGUAAUUCUUCUAACAAUGCAGAAAAAUUCUUCAUCGCUCAUAACAACUUCUAUUCUUGAAUCGUUUUGACUAAAGCCUUGUACGUUAACUAUUCUCUAUAUAAAUACACAUUGUUUCGGAUGUUAUUUCCUAUCAUAAACUAGAAGAUAAAAUAAAAAGCAGAGAAAACAAGAAUGGUUGCAAAUUUAAGGAACAAUGCAUUCUUGUCUUCUUUUAUGUUUCUUUUCUUAAUCGGUUCCUCGCACGCGAUCACAAGUUCAGAGAUGAGCACCAUCUGUGACAAAACUUUGGAUCCAUCUUUCUGUCUUGACUUUCUCAAUUCAGAAUUUUCAUCUCCUAAUCUUGAAGCCUUGGCGAAAGCCACACUUGAUGCUACACAAGCAAAAGCAACACAAACAUUUAAAAGACUCCAAUCUAUUAUCGAUGGAGGUGUCGACCCCCGAUCCAAACUAGCUUACAGAUCAUGCUUAGAUGAAUACGAGAACACCAUUGGAAACCUCGAGGAAGCUUUUGAGCAUUUAGCUUCUGGCGAGGGUGAGGGGCUGAAAACUAAAGUUUCUGCUGCAUUGGAUGGAGCUGAUACAUGUCUAGAUUAUGUGAAGAGAUUGAGAUCUGUAGAUGAUUCUGUUUUGAAUAAUAGUAAGGGAAUUAAGAAUCUUUGUGGUAUUACUCUUGUCAUCUCUAACAUCCUACCACGUAGAUAUUAAUUUGAAACCAUCAUCAUGUGUUUGACUGAUUAAGUUGUAUUAUUGGUAAGAUGAUAAUUACAUUAUUAUAUACUGAAUAUAUUAUAAUAAAGUAAGCAAAUGUUUUUUAUUUUCAACAUUAUCAUUUCGUCCAUGCGCUGAUUGGAUCAAUAAAGACCCAUCUUAGCAUAAAUGGUGACUACAACUAGAUAGGGUGGGUAACAUUGAUUAUCCUAGUUUUUGAAACUAUAUUUGAUCCGAUUUGUUUCGUUCAUAUUAUCAAUUUUGUGAUCUUAUUCGAUACUUAGCCAUUCAGAUAUACAGAAAUAAAUAUUUUUAGUCGGAUAUCCACUUCAAACCUUAUAAAUAAAAUAUUAAAAAGAAAAAAUAAAAAUCCAAAAGUAAUAUAAAAUAAUAAUAAUACUGUAUUACAAAAGUAAAAAAAAAAUUUACCUUUCAAAAACUCUAAUAACUAAACAACUAUUUUAAAGAUUUUUUAAAAACAUUU